This is a messenger RNA of Pseudophryne corroboree (corroboree frog), 3229 nucleotides long. RefSeq names its product ciliary neurotrophic factor-like. The record is from RefSeq and is a predicted model, not a curated record. The transcript is spliced from 4 exons. Gene Ontology annotation, molecular function: ciliary neurotrophic factor receptor binding. Gene Ontology annotation, biological process: negative regulation of neuron apoptotic process; ciliary neurotrophic factor-mediated signaling pathway. NCBI's taxonomy places the organism in Eukaryota, Metazoa, Chordata, Amphibia, Anura, Myobatrachidae. Bases 335 to 907 code for a protein of 190 amino acids.
CACACACUCACAUGCAGAGCUGACAGUGCGGCCACUCACCAUGGGGAAACCUUCCAAUAAGGAGGGGAGAAGGACUCUGCUGCGAGACGAUCAGAGAGACCUGUCAGCGCAGCACUGAUAGCUACAGCCCUGGUGUGGUCACAGGCUGGCUGCCAAAGAGUGACCAAAUACAAACAUUUUUCCCCAAAGCUGAAGGUGCAGGAAAACCUGAGUCUGACUAGGAAAAAACUUUCCCUUAAAAAUCAGUCUCUGGUAUUGCUGACACACUCGUUAUAAAAAGCCCUUGGUUUGGGGCAGAUGGGUCACCUCAUAUUAAACAUACCGUAACCUCGUGAUGGAGUCCGACGGCCUAUCCCCAGACCGCUACUCACGUGUCAUUCAGCAACUGCGACAAAUCCGUGCGGAUCUCAUCCUCCUGACUGAGAAAUAUGUUGAGACACAUGGAUUUAACAACAUGAACUUUGAUCCGCCUGGGGGGAGUGCAACCAUGGGGUCCGGCAGCUGGGCGGAGAUGGCCACAGAGGAGCGGUUAUUGGCUAACAUCUCUGCCUACAUGGUCCUAGAGAAACAGCUAAUGCAAGUGAUAGCAGAGCAAGGCGAGAGCCUGCUGGAAGAAGAGAGUGAUCUGCACGAGGGUCUCCGGGGCAUGCUGAUGAAAGUGUCAGCCCUGAGGGCACAGCUGGAGCACCUUGGGGGAACCAUGGGCCUAAAGGAGUGCGCCGGGGACACAGAUGAGGUAGACAGACCAUCGGGAAGUGUGUUUGAAAUGAAGGUCAGAGGUUAUCACCUUCUGAAUGAGCUGUCGGUCUGGGCAGUGAGGAGCUUGAGGGAUCUGCGGAAGUUGCAGAGAGAGAGAGAGAAGUUGGUCAGCCAGGCCGAGGCAUCGGCUGAGAGCAGUGAGCUAUGAGACGUAGAGAGAGCGCAGGCACAGGGUAGGGAAGAUAGGCAGAAGGAAUCAGGAACGUUUAAGGCAUAGAUAGGUUGGUCACAUGAGUUCAAUCCUAGAACUUGAAACUUAAAUAGGAGACACAUAAUAAUACUAAUCUGUGCUGCACACUGUAGUAUGAGGAUAUUAUACUCUUAAUUUAACCCAGCUAAACCAGACACAAUAAUUACAGGUAGUAAACAAAAGGAAAAAGCAAUAUACAGUAAAGUUGCAAAGGCAAUUGCGCCACCACAUGCACGCAGUACAGCCUGUAUGCCAUAUGGCACUCUGCAGGAGGUUUUGUGGCACCAUUCUUCCACCAGAAAAUCACUGCAUGUGCCUGUGCAAUGAUGGUGGAGGAAGAGCGUUUCCUUAGACUACUACCGGAAGGUCUCAUAACUACUGAAGUAGAGUCAAAUCUGGUGACUUACAAGGCCAUGGCAUAUGGUUAACAUCAGCGUAAUGGUCAUUAGUCCAUUGAACAACCAAACAUGCUUUGUUUGUGGAACUGUUGACAUCCUGGAGGACACCCGUCCAACCAGGAAAGAUGCACUGAAACACAAGGUGAAGAUGGUCUCUCACUACCAUUUCGUAAUAAUAAACAUUGAACUUGUCUUUCAAGGGAAUCAGUGCACCCAACCGGGCCAGAAAAAUGUGCUCUACAACCUAAUGGAACCACUAGAAUCCUUCACUGUUGGAAACAAUGGGUGGAGGUUUUCUUAAUGCACCAUAACCCGACCAUGAUGUCCUCUCCAGUAGUAUUUUUGUUGGCGUGUUUGAUGACACCGGCUUCUUGCACCACACCUUGACAUUUUCAGCCGGUUGAUAUGCAUCGGCUGGCCUCUUUUGCAGUGCACUACAAAUUAACGCUGGGUUAUCAGAAUCCUGGGAUACUUGUUUCUCCCCAAUGUUGGUUUCUUGCUUGUGACGUUUAUCCCUUGGAGUUCCAUGCUGACGUCACCUGUAAUACAUUAGUAAGCGCAGCUGUCUUGGUCACGGAAGCUAACACGAAACGCGCACCAACAAUCACCCCUCUUUAAAAUGCACUGUGGUCUUUUCUUGAAGCCAUGCUAGGCAUAUCUUGUAUAGGUUGUAAGCUUGCGAGCAGGGCCACCUUACCCCUUUGUCUGUUUAUUAUUUCCCAGUUUUGUUUCAUUACUGUGCUUGUUCUCAGUUGUAAAGUACUGCAAAAUAUGCUGAUGCUAUAUAUAUAUAUUAUACAUAGUAAUAGUAGUAAUUAUAAGCAACCAGGUGAGCUCAGCAUAUUUACACCUGACCAUGACCAAACUGAGAAUUGAUUUGCUUAAUUAAUACAUAAGCCACACUUGUUUGGAAGCAACUGCUUUUAAUUUGCUUGGUGAUCCCCAUAUGUUGCAAUUUUGUUUCGUCCACUAUCUCUGAUUGAUAAAGGAACACAAUGCUGGGCUUAACCCUUAAGGCCAGUACUCACUGGCCGAUGUCAGAGAGAUGUGUGCUGAGCGAACCGCUCAGCACACAUCUCUCCCGGCGCUCAGCACAGCGCGAUGUGUGCUGAGCGUGCGGGGUGAGACGUGGGGGCCGCUCACUUCACCCAGCGGGUGAAGUGAACGACCCGCUAGAUUGGCCUGCAUGCAGGCCAAUCUAGCAGCAGCGAUAGCGAUGCGCGGGGCUGCGCAUCGCUAUCGCUGUGGGGGCUACACACGGAGCGAUCGUGCUUAAAAUCUAAGCAAUCUAGUCAGAUUGCUUAGAUUUUAAGCAGCGAUCGCUCCGUGAGUACCCCCCUUUACUUAGUCACUGUAUGAAAAAUAUAGUAAAUAUUUAAUGCCAUGCAUCAUCUUGCAUUAUCUAUAUUACUACAUUAUUUAUUAAUAUGUAUUAUCUAAAUUACUAUACUAUUUAUUAUUGAAGUAUUUUAUUAACAUCUGGCCUAUAGAACAUUAAUAACAAUAGACAGUCCAUACUCUUGGGCAUUGUUUACGUCUAAUGUUGCCUUUCUAACCAUUACCAAUUGGAAGAAAAUACGGGCUGAGGGAACAUGAUUGGCAGGCGUAAGUUAUCUGGCCAGUAAUAUGUCUGCAGAUUGCCUAAGCAGUAAUUUUGUGCAAAAAUGUUAUAUGGGAAAUGGUUGUAUAUAUUGUUUUCUACCCUCAAGCAGGGCUGUAGUUGCAGAGGCUAAUUUAUCUAUGGUGGGGUACUUCAAAACCCAACAAAGAGAGCAAUCGAUAAUUUUCUUGUAUUUAUUAUUUUUUUAUUUCAAUUGAAGAGGCUGGCUGUAUUACUUUUCACAAAUGCAUACUGUUAUGGCAUAACAGCUGAUUAAACAUG